CUCAUUUCAUAGCAGUGGAACUGAGAGUUGCUAGGGUGUCAAACAUCAUGUGUGAAAGAUGAUCCAAGGGUGGCGGCUGAAGCAAGGCAGAAAAGGAGGAGGCGCAUCCCCUGCAGUGCUGUGGCCCCUGCGGCUAGAAUAGGCCAGCACUUGCUGAAUGUGUGUCAACACGCAUGCCCUGUCACACCUCACCGUAUGUGUCCAAAGGUCUCAUAUCCCUUGUGCAACUUCUCUCAGUAAGACGAUUAGAGGGACAGCAUUUGGAGGAAGGAGCAAAUCAACACUUCUGUCUUAAAUAUAACGAUGGCAUCUGUGUUCCUGCCAGCUCUGGGUGGUAUGGCUGUAUGUGGCGGCACUCAUGGAAAUGAGCUGUCCGGAGUGUAUCUGGUGCAGGAGAUGGAGCGACAGAGAAAGGAGAAGGGAGACGGUGUGUGGCCGAUUCCUGUAACAACUGUACUGUCAAACCCACGGGCUGUGAAAGAGUGCAGAAGAUAUAUUGAUACAGAUAUGAACCGCUGCUUCAGCAGAGACACACUGAGUACUCCUAUUACAGACAGCAGCCCAUAUGAAGUCCGACGUGCUCAGGAAUUAAACAAUCAGCUUGGUCCAAAGGAGUCCGCAGGUGCAAUAGAUAUGAUUUGUGACCUCCACAACACCACGUCUAAUAUGGGUCUCACUCUCAUCCAUUACACAACCAGUGACUGGGCGACCCUGCACAUCUGCAAAUACUUACAGACUAAGAUAACCAAAGUGCCUGUGAGAGUGAUGGUACUGGAUGUCCCAUAUAGUGAUGCAUAUUCCUUGGAGUCCGUCUCCAAGCAUGGCUUUUCAAUAGAGGUCGGGCCGCAGCCGCAUGGUGUUGUCAGAGCGGACAUCUUUAUUAUUAUGAAGGAGGCUGUCGACUUGACUAUAGACUGGAUUCAUAAGUUCAACUCAGGGACCAUAUUUGAAGGUGGAGAUGUGGAAGCCUUCAAGAUCAUCAAAAGUGUGGAUUAUCCCAGAGAUCCCAAGACUCGAAGUCUCAGCGCUGCUGUUCAUCCUCAGCUUCAGGAUAGAGACUUCUGUCUCCUCAAACGGGGAGAUCCUUUGUUUUUGUCAUUUUCUGGAGAAACUGUGAAAUAUGAGGAGGAAGAGCCACUUCAUCCUUUAUUUAUCAACGAAUGUGCCUACUAUGAAAAGGGAAUCGCUUUUCAUCUGGCGAAAAGGAUGACGCUGACAAUUCCAGCGGUGCAAGUGCAGAAAUACUGAAUGAGGAAAGAGGAAAGACAUUAAACCCAGCAUGACUAUAAGCAAUUGAAUGAUUUUGUGUGGUUUUUACCAAUCUACGAUCACUUCAAACUCAGGUAUAAGCAAUGUACUUAAAGGGAUAAUUUACCAAAAAAUGAAAAUGGUUUCUUUUACUCUCCCUCCUUUUUGAGUUCUUCUAUUAUUGCUUCCGCCCAUUGACUUCCAUAAUUGGAGGAAAAAUAUGGAAGUCAAUAGUCAACCAGCAUUCGUCAAAAUAUGUUCUCAAACAGGUUUUGAAUGACAGAAUUUUAUUUUUUUUUUGGGCUGAACCAUCUCUUUAAUUAGCUCCAUAACAAUGAUUGACGUUCAACAACGAUUGUUUUGAAUGAAAAGAUAUUUAUUGUGACCAGCAAAAUGUUUAUCUGACAAGAAUGCUUACAAAACUGUAUAAAAAAGGCAAAACCGUCUGAAGUACUUCGAACACCGGCUUGAAGUCAGUCACAGUGGGUUGUGAAGAGUGUGAGGUAUCAUCAUGACUGUAUUGCUCAUAUGCCUGACCGCUUGGAGAAAACAGAGCCGCUUAUGGGCUCAGAAUAAAAAAGAUGAAACAAA
Molecule: messenger RNA, 1839 nt
Organism: Danio aesculapii
Lineage: Eukaryota; Metazoa; Chordata; Actinopteri; Cypriniformes; Danionidae
Product: N-acyl-aromatic-L-amino acid amidohydrolase (carboxylate-forming) B
Exons: 8
Coding region: 304-1248 (314 amino acids)
Molecular function (GO): hydrolase activity, acting on ester bonds; aminoacylase activity
Source: RefSeq, a predicted model, not a curated record